This is a messenger RNA of Mus pahari (shrew mouse), 642 nucleotides long. Its product is annotated as small proline-rich protein 2G. Gene Ontology annotation, cellular component: cornified envelope. The transcript has 2 exons. The record is from RefSeq and is a predicted model, not a curated record. The coding region runs from base 62 to 292 and encodes 76 amino acids. NCBI's taxonomy places the organism in Eukaryota, Metazoa, Chordata, Mammalia, Rodentia, Muridae.
AGAAUCCUGGUACUCAGGUCCUACACUACUUUGAAGAAGCUGGUCCUGAUACUUCAGAAAGAUGUCAUCCCAAGAGCAGCAGUGCAAGCAGCCCUGCCAGCCUCCUCCUGUGUGCCCACCACCAAAGUGUCCAGAGCCCUGUCCUCUGCCAGAGUGUCCAGGGCCUUGUCCUCCUCCAAAGUGUCCUGAACCUUGUCCUGAUCCGUGUCUUCUUUCUCCAUGCCAGCAGAAAUGCCCUCCUGCGCAAACUCCUCCACCAUGCCAGCAGAAGUGCCCACCCAAGAGCAAGUGAGCAUGGCAGCAGUCUUCAGAACAAGGGGAAGAGAAGGGACUCAUCUACUGUCCUUCCAUACCAAUACUUCCAUCUUCUAUUCAAAGUACAUCUUGGAUGCAAAUGAAUCUUCUCUGCCCUUCAUAUUCCAAAUGCCUGUUUCAUGUCAUAAUAGGGAAGGCUUUUCCCUGAGACUGUAAAACUUCUUUUUUCAAUCGAAUGCUGAGAAUGAUCCUCCUUCAAUAGGUUCAUAUACCAGAUAUUCAGAGGAAAGACUAGUAGAUGUCUCUCAGUGCCUUCACAGUAUGGUUUCCAAAUCUGUGUGUCACUGGUAUUCCAUUUGCUGAAUAAAGUAUAAUCUUUUCAAUGGU